Spea bombifrons (plains spadefoot toad) is the source of this 1721-nucleotide messenger RNA. RefSeq names its product glycosyltransferase 8 domain containing 1 (gene GLT8D1). Bases 278 to 1378 code for a protein of 366 amino acids. Gene Ontology annotation, molecular function: glycosyltransferase activity. The transcript is spliced from 10 exons. The record is from RefSeq and is a predicted model, not a curated record. NCBI's taxonomy places the organism in Eukaryota, Metazoa, Chordata, Amphibia, Anura, Pelobatidae. Gene Ontology annotation, cellular component: Golgi apparatus.
AGUUGGGGCCUUUGUUUGGGGAGUGGUCGGCGACGGGUUCCUUGAUGGGGGGCUGAGGGCCACAGGAGUCUUGGGGGGCCCGCAAUCCUAAAGUGCGAAGAAACUUGCCCGAGACAAAUAUGGCGAUUUUUGCCAGAACCCAGUCACGUGACCACAGAUUGUGUUGUUGAGUUGGCGUUUGGAUGUAAUCAGUUUCUGCCGGGCGACGGAUCCUAUCUGGGGGCGAAUUGUGGGGCCAGCUUGGAUCCAUCGCUAAUAAAACGGGAUCCACGCGAAAAUGACGCUUCGGAAAGUGAAUAUAGUGAUCAUCCUCCUGGCGGCCGUGGUAUUCUUGCUCGUUCUGCACCGUAAUCUCCUGGGGCUCAGCGAUGUGUUGAAGAGGCAGAGUUCGGAUUCCGGUCCUGUGGGAUUUCAGCGGGUGGAUUUCUUACCGGAAGCCCCUGACAGCGGGGACGGCGAGGAGAUUCCCGUGGUUAUUACGGCAGUGGAGGAGCGCUUAGGAGGCGCCAUCUCAGCCAUAAACAGCAUUGCCAGUAACACAAAGUCCAAGGUGGUUUUCUACGUAGUAACGAUGAAUGAUACUAGAGAGCACCUGAGAUCUUGGCUGUCCGGCUCCGCACUGAAGACUGUAAAUUAUAACAUUUUGAGCUUUGAUCCCCGUGUUCUUGAUGGAAAAGUUCGAGUGGAUCCUGGUGCGGAUCCCGUGAAACCGUUAACUUUUGCAAGAUUUUACUUGCCUGAUCUGGUUCCUGGUGUAGAAAAGGCAAUCUACGUUGAUGAUGAUGUCAUUGUCCAAGAUGACAUUAAAGAACUUUUUAACACGCCGGUGAAGGCCGGCCACGCGGCUGCUUUCUCCGACGACUGUGAUUCUGUCACCUCUAAAUUUCUUGUUCGAGGUGCUGGCAAUCAGUACAAUUACAUCGGAUACCUAGACUACAAGAAGGACAGAAUCCGGAAGCUGGACAUGAAGGCGAGUACCUGCUCCUUCAACCCCGGCGUCUUUGUGGCCAAUUUAACAGAGUGGAAGAGACAAAACGUCACUCAGCAGCUGGAGAAAUGGAUGGAGUUAAAUAUGGCCGAGGAUUUGUACAGUAAGACCCUCGCCGGCAGCAUCACCGCCCCACCCCUGCUGAUCGUGUUUUACCAGCUCCACUCCAGCAUUGACCCGAUGUGGCACGUCAGACAUCUAGGUUCCAGUACAGGGAAGCGUUAUUCUCCACAGUUUGUGAAAGCAGCCAAGCUCCUUCAUUGGAACGGUCACUUCAAACCCUGGGGAAGAACAGCCUCCUACGGAGAGGUUUGGGAAAAGUGGUACGUGCCGGACCCCACGGGGAAAUUCACCCUGAUCCGGAGGCAUUCGGGCCACGAUGGAAACUGACGUGGUUCCUUUCAUCAUGAACAUUGAAAGCCACCCGUGUGAGGAUGGGGCUGAAGCCUCGUGCUGCCUGUCCCCCUAAACCAAACCUGUAUUGUCCACAAGCGCUAUGUAUCGGCUCAUAGCAAUACCAAGUGUAAAUAUUUUCUCAAGCAGGAUCAUGUGCCCCCCCCUUUUUUUUAUGAAUAUUGUUAAACUUAAGGAAAUGUAUAUUUUUUAUAUGGUCAGGCUAAUGUAUUCUGACUGAGAAAAGUAUAUGUUAUCAGGUUGGGGGCAGACUGGGCUCUCAUACUUGUUGCUCCAGCUACAGUGUGAUUAAAUAAACUGUUACAAGACUUUGUCCUAA